GGGACUGUGUGUGGGGUACUACAGAGGGGAACAGUGCACAGCAAAGGUUAACAAGGUCUUUAAUCAGUCAGCGGAUGUUUAAAAGCAGGGAACAGUCGAGAAAAAGCAUGUUGUGAAUGGAGGCAGUCUGCAGUUUGUACAGGAGGUUAUAAGUAGAGGAGCUAACUGUGCCAAAAACACGGAGCAGACCUCAGCUGUUUCACUAGCCCAGCCUGAUCAGAUCUGUUAAGCCUCACCUCCUAUUACUUCUCGCCGGCCCUCCUUGUUUUUUUUCUCCGGAGCCAUGCAUCCCCAGCGUCCUCUUCCCCAGGCCAUGCCCUCCUCCUCUCUGGGACAGAACCUGAGGGACAUGGCCAUGGGUCUAGGAAGAGGCAAGAACUUCCUUGGAGGAAAUGUUGCCUAUGGGUUCAUCCAGUCGUUUAAGGAGUGCCUGUACUUCCUCCUCUGCUGCUGGUGCAUCAAAGAGAUCCUGGACUGACAGAGAGUAGAUCAAGUGGUCAAACAUUGAUUUUCCACUUUUCUCCGUUGGCUCCUAUUGUGUAAUUUAAACCAGCUUUUAUAUCAUUGAGAAUGGAGUGUUUUUAUCAGCGGUGCUGGCAAAGCGUUGGCAAUAUCUGUAGAAUGCUCUUCUUGGGUUCCAGAAAACACACAUUUGCACAUUUCCAGAAGCUGGAAAUGUUCACUGCGAGACUGAGUCAGUUUCCUUAAUUCAACCUUGCUGAUCUGAGAGCCUGAUGACUGGCAGUCCUGAUAUUCACUGUUCACAACACAAACUGGUGUGCAUUGAAUAAAGGAACUUGUGAAAAGAAAACAUAUUA
Molecule: messenger RNA, 818 nt
Organism: Etheostoma cragini (Arkansas darter)
Lineage: Eukaryota; Metazoa; Chordata; Actinopteri; Perciformes; Percidae
Gene: lenep
Product: lens epithelial protein
Exons: 2
Coding region: 284-478 (64 amino acids)
Biological process (GO): multicellular organism development
Source: RefSeq, a predicted model, not a curated record